Messenger RNA from Syngnathoides biaculeatus (alligator pipefish), 1518 nucleotides. Its product is annotated as chymotrypsin-like protease CTRL-1. The record is from RefSeq and is a predicted model, not a curated record. Lineage: Eukaryota; Metazoa; Chordata; Actinopteri; Syngnathiformes; Syngnathidae. Gene Ontology annotation, biological process: proteolysis. Gene Ontology annotation, molecular function: serine-type endopeptidase activity. Bases 34 to 819 code for a protein of 261 amino acids. The transcript is spliced from 7 exons.
CUCACUGACGUGAAUCGCAGUCCGGAAAAAGUCAUGUUGUUGUUCAUCACUUGUUUCGCGCUCGUCGCCUCCGCGCUGGGGUGUGGACGGCCUUCGAUCUCUCCCCAAGUCAACGGCUACAACAAGAUCGUAAACGGAGAGAACGCCGUGCCGGGGUCCUGGCCUUGGCAGGUCUCGCUUCAGGAUGGGAGAGGAUUCCACUUCUGCGGCGGAUCUCUGAUUAACGAGAACUGGGUCGUCACCGCGGCUCACUGCCGCGUAUCCCCCAGAAGCCACCGCGUGAUCCUUGGUGAGCACGAUCGUCAGUCCAAUGCCGAGAAACUUCAGGUCAAGACCAUCUCCAGGGCCAUCUCUCAUCCCUACUACAACACCAGGAACUUCAACAACGACAUCACCCUUCUGAAGCUCUCCUCUCCGGUUCAGAUGAGCGGGACCGUGGCCCCCGUGUGCCUGGCAAGCGGGAGCGCCAACGUCCCCACCGGAACCAGAUGCGUCACCACCGGAUGGGGCAGGACCGGCCAAACCUCGACCCCUCGAUACCUGCAGCAGACGUCCUUGCCGAUCCUCAGCCCGACUCAGUGCAAGCAGUACUGGGGUUACAACAGGAUCACUGAUGCGAUGAUCUGUGCUGGUGCUUCUGGAGUCUCCUCAUGCCAGGGUGAUUCCGGUGGUCCCCUGGUGUGCCAGAGCGGCGGCGCUUGGAACCUGGUGGGCAUCGUGUCCUGGGGCACUUCCAACUGCAACGUGCGGACCCCUGCCGUCUACGCCCGGGUCUCCUACCUGCGCAGUUGGAUUGACAGGACCAUCGCCUCCAAUUGAAUCCUGAACCAUUCCUCCAAACUGACACCACGAUGCCCCCGUCCGAUUCUCGCGCUGGCGGUCGUCGCUUAUUUCAACUGAACUGGAAUCGUACCAAAUACUUUCUGUCCAUAAAAUACAGUCUCAAGUUUCGCACGUGUCUCACAUUUCCUGCGUGCCUAAUUAUCUGAUUGGUGGCACAUAAAGUUUAUUCAUGCAGCACGUUUUUACUUGCUUUUUAUCAAUUGAACCAAUCAUGAAGAAACACCCGAGAGCAGGGGUCACCAACGCCAUGCCCGCGAGGACCGCUUAAAGUGCCCGCGAGGCAUGUUCUCAAAAUAGCACGUCACAAUUUGGAAUUCCUAUGAUUAUCAAUUUGGCUUCAAAUUUGGAAUCUGACUUGCUUAAAUUAAUGACAUUUAAAAUAUAAUGUAUAAUAUAAAGUCUUUAUAUUCGUGUAAAGCACAAGGAGUUCCGUUAUUUUGCAAGUUUGUCAAACAGAUCAUGUCACCCUUCAUAUGAUCGGUGCUAACGAAGUAGCCCUCAGCCUCAAAAAGGUUGGUGACCCCCGUCCUAGAGUUUUGAUGCACAAUAACAUUAUUUAUCUUGAAAGUUGUACUCAAAUGUUUACCCCAACAUUUAUUAAGGUGACUUUAAAGGGCCACUGUUAAGAAAUGCAUGAUUUUUAGUAUGUUAUGAAUGGAAAAAACCACCAUAAAA